UGCCAGGGUUGCAAAGCCCGCCCUCUUUCCACCCCACCAAGCUACCUUCUUUCGCCACAAAACCUACGUGGGGACCACUGGUGUUGGAUUUUCGGCCCACUUCGAGUUUCAGAACCUCUCACUGUGGGCAUUGAGAACCAUCCUGAGAAGAAACAAUGCUGCCCCGAUGGGAACUGUCUCUUUACCUGCUGGCUUCACUAGGCUUCCACUUCUAUUCCUUCUAUGAAGUUUACAAAGUCUCCAGAGAGCACGAAGAGGAACUGGACCAGGAAUUUGAGCUGGAGACUAAUGCUUUAUUUGGAGGACUGAAGAAGGACCCAACCGACUUUGAGUGGAGUUUCUGGAUGGAAUGGGGGAAGCAGAGGCUCGUGUGGCUCCUCCUUGGCCACGUGGUAGUGUCUCAAAUGGCCACACUGCUUGCAAGGAAGCACAGACCCUGGAUUCUCAUAGCCUAUGGAAUGUGGGCCUGCUGGAGUGUGCUGGGGACCCCGGGUGUGGCCCUGGUGCUUCUCCACACCGUCAUCGCCUUCUGUGUGGCCCAGUUCCGGUCGCUGCUCCUGUCAUGGCUCUGUUCUCUCCUGCUGCUCUCCACACUGAGGCUGCAAGGUGUAGAGGAAGUGAAGAGAAGGUGGUACAAGACGGAAAACGAGUACUACUUGCUGCAGUUCACGCUGACCGUUCGCUGUCUGUACUACACCAGCUUCAGCCUCGAGUUCUGCUGGCAGCAGCUGCCGGCGGCCAGAGCCGCCUCCUCCUUUCCCUGGGUGUUGGCCUAUGUCUUCUACUAUCCCGUCUUCCACAACGGGCCCAUCCUCACCUUCCCGGAGUUCGUCAAACAGAUGCAGCAGCAAGAACUCUGCUCUCUAAGGGACAGCCUCUGCAUCCUUACCAGGGGCCUGGGCCGCCUUCUCUGCUGGUGGGGGCUGGCCGAGCUGAUGGCUCACCUCAUGUACAUGCAUGCCAUCUGCAGCAGCAUCCCCCUUUUGGGAACCGUCUCUUUUUGGACCUUAGGAGGACUGGCGUUGGCCCAAGUGCUCUUCUUCUACGUGAAGUACUUGGUACUCUUCGGUGUCCCAGCUCUGCUCAUGCGCCUGGAUGGACUCAACCCACCCCCCCUCCCUCGCUGCGUGAGCACCAUGUUCAGCUUCACGGGGAUGUGGAGGCAUUUUGAUGUUGGACUGCAUAAUUUCUUAAUCAGGUACGUGUACGUUCCACUGGGUGGGUCCCAGCAUGGCCUGUUAGGGACACUGCUUUCCACCGGGAUGACGUUUGCAUUUGUGAGCUACUGGCAUGGCGGUUAUGACUACCUCUGGUGCUGGGCGGCACUCAACUGGAUGGGAAUCACUGUGGAGAAUGGAGUCCGGAGGCUGGCAGAGAACCCCUGCAUCCGGGACAGUUUGGCUCGACACCUCUCCCCGCAAGCUCGCUGUCGACUGCAUGCUGCCCUUGCAUCUUGUGCCACCUCAAUGCUGAUCCUGUUCAACCUAGUGUUUCUAGGAGGCAAUCAAGUUGGGAAAACCUACUGGGAUAGGAUCUUCAUACAAGGCUGGCCGUGGGUGACCCUCUCUGUCCUGGGAUUCCUGUACUGCUAUUCCCAUGUGGGCAUUGCUUGGGCACAGACAUACACCAUGGACUAGUAUUGCCAGGCCCAGGCCAACCUCCAAAGCAAAUGGUACUUCACUCAGACGUCCUACUUCAAGAUAAUCACCAAGGGAUUAUCUCCUGCUUAUCUUCUGUUGAAGAUACCUCACUCCAAGACUGGCAGCUUGAACCCUCAUAGAAAUUUUACAACCAGACUGUCUUCCAACUUUGUGGGCCUUAGAGAUUUUUCUACCCUAAUACUGUCAGUUUCCUGCUGGGUAAGCUGAGACCCAGGGCAGCAGAUCAUCUUGCCUAGCUCUACAAGGUGACAUUUUGGUCUAGAACCCAGCCCCAUUGAGCCUUUGAGUUCUUUCUCCUUUACCAAGAAUUACAUGGAAUGGACAUGUCUUGAUUGAGCACAGAAAUCCUGGUUAGUGAUAGGCCUGUCCACCACUGGGUAGUAUUUCUGAAACAUUUUACUGAUAUUUUGGUGACCCCUUUCCCAUGAACUAUAUUGUGGGCUCUAGAACCAGAAGUAGGUUUUGACUUUCACACAUCAGCUCCUCAGCAGGGAGGUGACAAAGACACCAGCUUCUGAUGACCUGUUCAAAGAAGAUGGAGGCAAUCCUAUGGCUUUCCAGGGAGUCUGUACCCAAGGACCCCUGUGACUUUUGACUAUUCAUUCUUGAGGUUUACAGAGAAGUUUAGACAUGGUUCUUCCUCUGACAGUUAAUGUUUCCCAAUAAAGAAGCAGAAAUAUGAAAGCCAGAGAAUCAGUGUGUACACAGCAGGUGCCACUGGCCAAGUCACAAAAGGUAAGGAUGGUGUCCUGUGGUCAACAUUUUCCACCCAGGUCCCCAGUCACCACCAUCCUACUCAGUAGCUCAUACUCACUGACUUAUGUUGCCCCAUUUGAUUCAAAUGAAAUGGAGUCUUUCAUUUUACAUAGAUAAUUCACAACUUUCUAGAAUUAGAGUAUUUUUGAGGAAAAUGUUGAAAAAUCUUAGCAUAGUUAUAUAACUUGACUCUAGAAAAUGCUGGUCAAAUUACCAAUGUCCCCAAGUGGUAAAUAGCUUGGAAUAUUUUUGUUUGACUUUGAAUUUAUUUGUGGGACAGACACUGAAGGUUUAAAAUUUGGGGAGAAUUUUUAACACCCCAAAUAUAUGAAUUGUCAUGGAGUGACAGGUGAAGGUUUCCUCCAACCUAGCUGGUAUCUCAAAUUUGUUGCUUGGUAUUGUCCUUGGGUCUUGGCUGUGAUUAUCCACUUGGUGAGAGAUAAGUGCAGGACCAAUCAUUUUGUUGACUCCCUUUCUUCCUAGCUGCUCUGCUUGAAAGAGAGAUGGGAAGGAACCAGAUGUUGAUGAGCUGGCAUGGGCACAAUGUGCUAGUUGAAACAGGACAGAACAAAGGGGUAGGCAGACCUGGCUGCAGUAGACUCCACAGCUGGCUGGGUAAACGAGAAGACACACUGCAGGAGAUUCCAGAGUGCUGAGAAGUUUUAACAAGGGAAUGAGCCUCUGGGAAUGCAGUAGAACUUGGAGGAACACUGAGUCAGGAUUUGUGGUCAAUUGGAAGGAGUUCAGUUGAAGUUUACUUGGAAGGAAAGGGCUUGCUAAGAAAAGGAGCAUAAAAAUGAUUGUAGAGAAAUGUCUAAUAUAUGUAGGUAUGUAAAUAAUACAAAAGAUUUUGAGGUCUUCCAAAAAGACCAUUUAUAUAAAAACACAUGUAGUCAUUCACUAAACUAUACUGGAUGAGUCAGUGGAUGUGUCUGAAAGUAAUAAUCCUGAAUUUGUUUUCAGCUAUGAUUCAGAAUGGUUCUUGGGAAUUAGAAAAUCAUUGUGUUUAACUCUAUUUGAUACCUGGUUAACCAAUGUAUGGGUCAUCUAGUACUACUGUUUUCUUUAACCUUUUCCUGCUCCCUAACUAUAAUGUGAAAAUGACAGUACUUCUAUCUACAUGGAUGUGAACUAAAAUCCUGGAGUUACUUUAAACCAAAGCCCCUUGAGGUGUCUGGGCAUGCAGAGCUAUUCAGCUGAGGAACAUCAGAUGUGUCACUAGCCCUGGGCAACUUCAGUCAGGGUGUAGGGAAGAGACUAGACAAGGUCCCAAGGUCACUUCCAGCCCCAGGAUCUUCUGAACUCUACCUGGCUUUAUGGGACAGCCAAGGGCCCUGUACUUUACUGCCAAGAUGACACCCAAGGAGGGAGCAAGACACCUGAAGGUCAGUGAAACCUCAAUCAUUCUGAUUAAUUCUUAGAUCCACAAAAGAAAAGUAUUGUUUUCAGAGUAAUUUGUUUGAGGUGACAGCACAAAACCUUUUGUUCUGUUAAAGACUAGAGAGAAAAAUGUAUCAGACAUAUGAUGAUCUAUGUAUUAGGAGAAUAACAAUUUAGUAUGGGUGUAGAGGAGAGAUCCUCUUAGAGAAAUUGAGACUGCUUACUUUGCUUGACUAAAUAUGAGAAAUCAACCAUAAUAUAAUGCUUUUGUAUUUAGCUGUUAUAGUUUAGAUAUUAGGUGUCCCCCAAAAGCUCAUGUGUGACACAAUGCAAGAAGGUUGAAAGGUGGAAUGAUUGGGUUAUGAGAGUCUUAACCCAAUCAGUCUAUUAAUCUCCUGAUGGAAAUUAAGUGGGUGGUAACUAGAAGCAGUUAGGGUAUGGCUGGAGGAAGUGGGUCCCUGGGGACUUGCUUUGGAAUUUAUAUUUUGAAAGCUGAGUUUAGCUGCUUUCCUUCAUCAUACUCUUUUGCCUUGAUGUUCUGUCUCACCUUAGGCCCUGAAAAAUGGAGCCACUAUCUAGGGACUAAGAUCUCUGAAAUCAUGAGCCCCAAAUCUUUUCCACCAUGAAUUGUUUUUGUCAGGUCUUUUAGUCACAGCAGCGAAAAGCUGACAAAAAGAGACAUACCAGGACUUAGCCAUACAAUAGGGUUUGCUUUAGUGUUCCCAACGUGAGAAGCCAGAUUAUCAAUUAGAAAUGGGCUUCUCGGUAUAGUACUUCUUUCUUCAGAGAAAUAAGAUUUAUUUGGAAACAAAGCCCUCAUUUAAAAAUAGUUGAACCCCAUUUGUCACCCAAAAAUGUAGUAUACAUGUUCCAUAUUACUAGUCCUUUUGACUAAUUACAAAAGUCAUCCACGAAGAUAGUAUUUUGUCUCCAUUAAGGACAACUAAAAAAAUGACAUGUUCAGUACUUCUACUGGGUGACACUUUUGAGAUUAAUGUCAAUCAUUUGCCAUUUUAAACAAUAUCACCCUGGAAUUAUUUUUAUUUUCAUUAUGCUAUUCUGCAUGGUAAUUUAUUAGGAACUGGGGGAAAAUAAUUAAAAAUUUUAUAUUCAUACUGUGGUGUUAUGAGAUCAAGCAGAGGUCAGAGUUUAGCUUGUAUGUCAUAGAUGCCUCAUCCCUGAAUUAAGUUACAUUGUUAAAAGAGAAGUGCCAUUUUUUGAGAUGUGGUCCAUUGGGUAUUAAAUAAGAACUCAGAUUGACAGUAUUGUGGAGUCUUGCCAUGAGCAAGAAAUCAUACCUAUUAAAAUAAUAGCAGAACUGAAACUAUGCUGGUGUGUAGGACUCUUUAGUUUAGGAUAAGAAGUCUUCUACCUUAAUAGCUCCUGAAGCCACCAGUGAAGUAGAACAAGGUCCAGAACUUGUAUUAUUGACACUGAGUCAUUUAGAAAGAUUGAGUUAUAUUCUUCAUCCAUUUUAAAAGGCAGGGAAGCAUUAACAUUUUGUACACAUUUUAAUCUAAAUUGUUCAAAAUGAAAAAGGUGAUUUCUCAGUGGGAGUUCACCUUUAAGUGUAUUAAAUUAACACAUCAUAUAAUUUUCAGUGAUUCCAGAUUGCUGUGGCUUGAAAUUUGAUGCCAUUGUGGCAUUGUUAGGAGGUAGAGCCUUUAAAAGACCAUUCGAUUGUUAAGAGGGACUAAUACCUUUUUUCUGGAACUGAGUUAAUUUUUGUCACAAAGCAAGCCUGCCUUGUCUUGAUGGCACAUACACGCUUGCCUUCCAAUUUCCACCAUGCUAUGAAGCAACACAAGGUCAUCACUCGAUGUGGCCACCUUAUCAUGGACUUCCAGAACCUUCCAGCCUCCAGAACUGUGAGACUCAAUCAACUUCUUUAUAAAUUUCAUUAUAAGUUGUUCUUUUUAUAGCAAUAGGAGUUGCUAAGACACAGAUUUUAAAGGCAACCUUUGUACAUGUGUAAAACAGAUGUAGUUGUACCUCAAGAUGAUAUGGCUAAGCACCUUUAUAUAUGUUCUUUUGCUAAGCAGUACUUCGACAUAACCUUGGUGUCUCUAGAAUUUUAAGUUCUCCAAAACCACAAUUAUAGGUGUCAUUCAAGUUAGAACUUCCCAGAUCUUUUGAAAUGGAAUAGAAAAUACCAUCCUUGCUCUGUCGUCUUAGGUCAGAACACCCAAUUCAAUGAUUUACCAUUAUGUAAGGAAAGGCAAA
Messenger RNA from Sciurus carolinensis (gray squirrel), 6020 nucleotides. RefSeq names its product hedgehog acyltransferase (gene Hhat). The transcript has 12 exons. Gene Ontology annotation, biological process: protein palmitoylation. The record is from RefSeq and is a predicted model, not a curated record. Gene Ontology annotation, molecular function: palmitoyltransferase activity. NCBI's taxonomy places the organism in Eukaryota, Metazoa, Chordata, Mammalia, Rodentia, Sciuridae. Gene Ontology annotation, cellular component: endoplasmic reticulum. Bases 156 to 1637 code for a protein of 493 amino acids.